AUGUACCGCUCACCGCCCACCUCACACCAAACGUACUGCUCACCACCCAUCUCUCACCAAACGUACUGCUCACCGCCCACCUCACACCAAGCGUACUACUCACCACCCAUCUCACACCAAACUUACCGCUCACACCAAACGUACUGCUCACCGCCCACCUCACACCAAGCGUACUGCUCACACCAAACGUACUGCUCACCGCCCACCAAACUUACCGCUCACACCAAACGUACUGCUCACCGCCCAUCUCACACCAAACGUACUGCUCACCGCCAAUCUAACACCAAACGUACUACUCACUGUCCAUCUAACACCAAACGUACUGCUCACCGCCCAUCUCACACCAAGCGUACUGCUCACCGCCCAACUCACACAAAACGUACUGCUCACCGCCCAUCUCACACCAAACGUACUACUCACCGCCCAUCUCACACCAAACGUACCGCUCACCACCCAUCUCUCACCAAACGUACUACUCACCGCCCAUCUCACACCAAACGUACUACUCACCGCCCAUCUCACACCAAACGUACCGCUCACCACCCAUCUCUCACCAAACGUACUGCUCACCGCCCAUCUCACACCAAACGUAAUGCUCACCGCCAAUCUCACACCAAACGUACUGCUCACCACCCAUCUCACACCAAACGUACUGCUCACCGCCCAUCUCACACCAAACGUACCGCUCACACCAAACGUACUGCUCACCUCCCAUCUCACAUCAAACGUACUGCUCACCUCACACCAAACGUACUGCUCACCGCCCAUCUCACACCAAACGUACUGCUCACCUCACACCAAACGUACUGCUCACCGCCCAUCUCACACCAAACGUACUGCUCACCGCCCAUCUCACACCAAACCCCAUCUCACACCAAACGUACCGGCCACCGCCCACCUCACACCAAACGUACUACUCACCGCCCAUCUCACACCAAACGUACUGCUCACCGCCCAUCUCACACCAAACGUACCGGCCACCGCCCACCUCACACCAAACGUACUACUCACCGCCCAUCUCACACCAAACGUACUGCUCACCGCCCAUCUCACACCAAACGUACCGCUCACAGCCCAUCUCACACCAAACGUACCGGCCACCGCCCACCUCACACCAAACGUACUGCUCACCGCCCAUCUCACACCAAACGUACUGCUCACCGCCCAUCUCACACCAAACGUACUGCUCACCGCCCAUCUCACACCAAACGUACUGCUCACCGCCCAUCUCACACCAAACGUACCGCUCACAGCCCAUCUCACACCAAACGUACUGCUCACCGCCCAUCUCACACCAAACGUACUGCUCACAGCCCAUCUCACACCAAACGUACUACUCACUGUCCAUCUAACCCCAAACGUACUGCUCACCGCUCACCUCACACCAAACGUACUGCUCACCGCCUACUUCUCUUUGUUACCAUUUGCAUUUAUUUCUAUCCCACUGUGUUUUUCUAA
Pecten maximus is the source of this 1458-nucleotide messenger RNA. RefSeq names its product adhesive plaque matrix protein-like. Gene Ontology annotation, biological process: leukocyte tethering or rolling; hemopoiesis. The transcript has 2 exons. The coding region runs from base 1 to 1458 and encodes 485 amino acids. Lineage: Eukaryota; Metazoa; Mollusca; Bivalvia; Pectinida; Pectinidae. The record is from RefSeq and is a predicted model, not a curated record. Gene Ontology annotation, cellular component: plasma membrane.